Molecule: messenger RNA, 264 nt
Organism: Cylicostephanus goldi
Lineage: Eukaryota; Metazoa; Nematoda; Chromadorea; Rhabditida; Strongylidae
Source: the annotation of a GenBank genome assembly
GCUGCCUACCUGACAGCAGCAGGCAUCUCACAAGUGCUCAAUCGAAUGAAUCGUCCUUUCAAAGUCACUGUCGGCAUUGAUGGAUCUGUCUAUCGUUUUCACCCGUUCUUUAAGCGACUACUAGAAGAAAAGAUUAAUGUUCUUAUAACCAAAGGAGUACGAUACCAACUAAUGCUAUCAAAAGACGGUAGCGGUAUUGGUGCAGCCGUGGUGGCGGCAGUUGCUACUCGUAUGCGAAGGGAAAAGGAAAGAAAACGUGCCUAA